Prunus avium (sweet cherry) is the source of this 2023-nucleotide messenger RNA. Lineage: Eukaryota; Viridiplantae; Streptophyta; Magnoliopsida; Rosales; Rosaceae. The record is from RefSeq and is a predicted model, not a curated record.
AUUCAAUUUUGCAUGGUUCAAUGGAAGAAAGUUCGGAACUUUCUUUCUUGAAAGUAAUUCUGGUUUUAUUUUGUGUCUCUGCUUUUAUUUGCUUUGAGCUUCUUACAAGGUCUGGUUCUAGACUCGCAGGAACAAGUACUGCUUUUUUUUAAUCUAGCAGUUAAGAGUUAUCUAGCAGGUUGUCCAGAAUAUAUUGUGCAGUGAAUUUCAGUUUUGGGUUUAAUUUCAACUUUCUACUGUGUAAAUGCUACUACAAGGAUACUUCAGCUAUUUUCAAAGAGCUUAAGAUUCUUUCAAGUUUGAGCCAAACCCUUUUAUUGUACUCACUACCUCUGAUCAAGCCAGGAAGCUCAGUAAGUUCCUACAGUUGCUGGUCUUCUGAGAACAACAACACAUGGCGUGCAGAUAAUUAUCCUUUCUUGUACUGAUUGGGGGCCAUGCUCACCUCUUAAUUGAUGUAAAUUUUUUGAGGUUGCUAGUGUAGUAAAACCCAAAGACAUGCAGAUUCGAUGGAUUAUUUAACAGAGAACCUUACAUCACACCUGGAUUGAAGCUUAUACGAUUGCACUAAAAACUCUGUUAUCACACACUACUUACUUCUUGAUGUUGCAUGUACAAUUUUAUUUACAAUCUGUCAUUAAGAGUUUGUUGGUGUUAUUAUGAUUUCUUUCCCCCCUCUCUUUUUCUCCCAAAGAUAGUUUAAGGAUAUUCAUUAAUCAUAUUUGUUUUUGUAGGCGAGUAGAGUCUUAGAGCUGCACGAUGGGUCGAAGCAGAAAUAGAAGACGGAAGCAGCAGAAGCUUGUUAAUCUGGAUUGGACAGAGCUGCCUCGGGGUAUCCUUGAGAUCAUCUUUGAGCGACUGACUGUGACUGAUUCUUUGAAUCUAUUCUCUACGAACAAAACUGAUCUUCCCAAAACAUGGAACUUUUAUCAUAAGAUGGUUCUCUCGGGUCUUCCCAUCCUUGAAAACUAUGUUUGCUUGCUUGUUCAUCGUCCGUGUUGGGAGCUUGCUUUUUGGGUCCCAGGAGCUGAAUCGUGGCUUAAACAUAAACUGUAUGGUGAGCCAUUUGAGGAUGCUGUCUUCUGUGAUGGAAGUUUCUAUCUUAUAAGCAAUGAUUAUAACAUUUGGCAGAUUAAGUCUGCUAAUAUCUUUGCUAGCAUUAGAACAUAUGAUGCUUAUGAGGUAAAAAUAGAUUGUCAUGAAAUAAUAAUGUCUGAGGAGCAGGAAAAUAGUGGUGUGUUGAAGUAUCUUGUGGAAUCUUGUGGGGAGCUGCUUCUUGUUUGUAGGCUUUAUAACACCAAAGCAGAGGCUAUUCUUGAAACACAUGAUUUCAAAGUAUAUUCAUUGGAUUUUAGCCUGAUGUCCUGGAAGAGGGUACAUGAUUUGGGGGAUAAAAUCUUAUUUCUAGGCAAAUGUUGUUCGCGGUCUGUUUCUUCGACGGAACUUGGUGUUGCGAUGAGGAAUCGUAUCUAUUUCUCUAAUGAUCAUGCUGCUCCAUGGUGGAACGAAUGGGAUUCCGAUCAUCUUUAUGGAAUUUCAGCUAGGCUUAAUCUGAACAAUGCUGGAAGAAAGGAUUGGGGCGUGUUCAGCCUUGGCAAUGGAAUUCAUGAGGACUUUUGCUUUCGUGGCAAUCGAGACAGAUGGGGACCGAUUUGGUUAACUUGCCCCCAAUGGUGGUGCUGUAGGAAAUUGGCUGUUAACCGAUAUAGUAACUAGUAAAUGUAGCUCAUCUAUGGGGAUCGUGGCAUGGCAGGGAUUCUCUUUUUCGCUAUUUUGUUCCACUUAGCAUAUCACAGGGAAGGAGCUUAUUUCAGUGAUUAUGAGAGUUUGAAGAUGCUCCAUGUACAAGCUAGACGUGCAGCUUAUUAGCAGCAUACCUUUUGUAAGUAGAAAAAUAUCAGACAUAUUAUAUUAUAAUUAGUGAAACAUGUCCCUGCGUGGUCGGUGCUUGCAGUAAUUAUAUUUUAGAAUUUUGGCCGGAUGCAAAUCCAGCCUACCUUUACAUUAACAAAGCUUUCUUUUA